AUGCUCUCCUCCGGCCUGCUGGCGCUCCGCCGUGCCCUCCUCCGCUGCCCAGCUUUCCCGGCCGGACGCGCGGCGCUGAGCGGGUCGGCCAUGGAGAAGCCGGUGGAGUCGGGCAUCCGGGCCAAGCUGCAGGCGGCCCUGGAGCCCCUCCACCUGGAGGUCAUCAACGACAGCCACCUGCACGCCGUGCCGCGCGGCGCGGAGACCCACUUCCGGGUGGUGGUGGCCAGCCGGCGCUUCGAGGGCCUCUCGCUCAUCCACCGGCACCGCCUGGUCAACGACCUCCUCCAGGAAGAGCUGGCCGGCCCCGUCCACUCGCUCUCCAUCCAGGCCAAGACCCCGCAGCAGUGGGAGAAGAAGGGCGCGCCCGUCGGCCAGAGCCCCCGGUGCCUGGGAGGGGCCAAGCACGACCCGUCCGCGGCCGGCAAGUUGGCGAAGACGGGGCUCACGCAAGCCGGGCCGGAGGGCCCGGGGGGGCUCUGA
Molecule: messenger RNA, 483 nt
Organism: Protobothrops mucrosquamatus (brown spotted pit viper)
Lineage: Eukaryota; Metazoa; Chordata; Lepidosauria; Squamata; Viperidae
Gene: BOLA1
Product: bolA family member 1
Exons: 1
Coding region: 1-483 (160 amino acids)
Cellular component (GO): mitochondrion
Source: RefSeq, a predicted model, not a curated record